This is a messenger RNA of Solea senegalensis (Senegalese sole), 3536 nucleotides long. It is a transcript of the gene fgl2a, whose product is annotated as fibrinogen-like 2a. Bases 244 to 1734 code for a protein of 496 amino acids. NCBI's taxonomy places the organism in Eukaryota, Metazoa, Chordata, Actinopteri, Pleuronectiformes, Soleidae. The record is from RefSeq and is a predicted model, not a curated record. The transcript has 5 exons.
CAGCUAUCUGAGGCAGCGGCAGUUUCUCUGCGCUCUCUCCCUCCUGCACACUGCGCUCAUACACACUCACGCUCUUAAACCAAAUAGGAUACUGGACACAUAUUCACAUACUUCUAAAAAACUGCAGCUGCUCUAUUAUAUAUGCACUCACACUAGAGGGUCUUUUUUAAAAAAAAAGAAAAUCAGAGCUAGCUGCUCACACUUUAACUUUGCACAGACUUGUUUCUCCUUUCACGCAGAAGAAUGAGGACAACUGCGCUUCUCGUUUGUGCCAGCCUGCUUCUCACAGCCACCAGCCAGGCGGCGGACUUCCCUGUCAACUCACACCAGAGAUGGGACGCUAAAGGACCUUUCACUUUGGGAUCUGAGUCCAGUCCCCCUGCCUCCUGCCCCAUGAAACUAAGACCCUUAGGCCAGUGUGGGAGCUCUGGGGCUGGGGCAGAGGACGGCGAGGACUGUCCAUACCAGCUUACCUUACCCCCUCUCACCAUCCAGCUUCCCAAGCAGUUCAGGCUGCUGGAGAAGACCAUGAAGGAACUGCAGAGUCUGAAGGAGGUGGUGAACAAGCUAAGAGGUGGGUGCCAGGAGUGCAGUGGUGCACAAGGCAGUGGACCUCUUGGGCAUCAGCAAGCUGACCAAGGACAGAAGGAUGCUGGGGAAGCAGUGCGGCUGGACCCGAUGGGGCAGGAGGUGCUGGAUGGGUCCAGUCAAGAGAGGAGGGGAGAUGGGAUGAUUCCAGGAGCAGGAUCUUCUGUGGACGGUACUGGACGGUCUGUUUUUGGGAAGAUUACACCGAGUCCAAGCAAUAUGCAGGAGAUGCAGGUGAAGCUGAAUAGGAUGUCAGCCAGCUUGCGCAACGCCAGGAGCCAGAUCUCUGCUCUGCAGGGUCGCCUGGAGGGGCUCAACCUGCUCAACAUGGACAACGUGCAGGACAUGGUGGACAGACGGGUGGAGAACCUCACCGGAGUGGUCAACAAGCUCAGCUCCACCUGCACCACCCAGUGUGCAGUACAGAACACCCCUCAGUUCAUCUUAGCCCCCCGGGACUGUUCAGACUACAACGUGCUGGAGACGAGGAAGAACGGCGUGUAUCGCGUGACCCCCGAUCCCCGCAACGGGACAUUUGACGUCUUUUGUGACAUGGAGUCAUUCGGAGGUGGAUGGACCGUGAUACAGCAGCGGCUCAACGGUUCCGUUAGCUUUAACCGUACCUGGGUCGAGUACAAGAAGGGCUUCGGCAACCUCAGAGGUGAGUUCUGGUUGGGCAACGACCACAUCCACUUGCUCACAAAGGCCAAAGACAUGGUCCUGCGCAUUGAGCUGGAAGACUUUGAGGGUGUCCGAGAAUACGCAAAGUACGACCAGUUCUACGUGGCCAACGAGUUCCUUCGCUACCGGCUGUCUUUAAGCGGAUACAGUGGAACGGCUGGUAACGCCAUGAGCUUCAACAAGCACUUCAACCACGACCAGAAGUUCUUCACCACGCCCGACCGCGACAACGACAUGUACCACUCGGGAAACUGUGGCGCCUACUACAGCUCCGGCUGGUGGUUCGAUGCCUGCAUGUCGGCCAACCUCAACGGGAAGUACUACCACAAGAGGUACAAAGGAGUCCGGAACGGCAUCUUCUGGGGAACGUGGCACAACAUGUCGACGGAGUACUACCCUACCAACUACAGGCAGGCCUUCAAAACUGUCAAAAUGAUGAUGCGGCCCAAGAACUAUGCUCCUUAAGUGGACAGGUAAAUAUAUAUACUAUAGUAUAGUCACAAGGACUGACACAAACAGGAACAAGAACACGGACGAAGAAGUAGAAACUUGCAUAUAUUCAUGCACUCCCACCCGUUCACACAUGCAUACUUGUACAGUGAAAAAGUCUGCAAGCGCCACAGAAGUUUGAAUGCAGUAGUAAUGAAAAUAACUGUGGAAAGAAAGAAAAAAAUAAUAAUUAAGUGUCGCAUUACUUUUUUUCCCCCCACUGUCGUGUGUGUGCGGCCUUCAAAAAUGUUGGAAUAAAAUCAUAAUAAUAAUAAAGCAGAAUGGACUAUUAACGAUGAUAGACUAAUAAAAAAGCCACACAGUGUAAAGGGCAGGCUCCUGCAGGGGCCGUAAUAUUAUAUGGAGGGUUACCAUAAGAGAUUUUUCACUUCCUCUCUGACAUUUCCAGUUCCUGUUGUGCUGCCUCUCACUAUAAACCCAGCCAGGACACAGAGCACACAGCACACAGUAGUAGUAAAAACUAAUGAGCUAUCAUUUUUCUCCACUCCAAAUGGUUUUAUAAUUAACAGCAACCACUCAAGUGAGGUAUACGAGAGCUGAUGAUACAGUUCUGAGUGGGUCUGAAAAUCCUGUGCUCCGGGGUCAGAUUUAAACUGAUCUAAAAAAAAAAUAAAAAUCUACAGGCAAUGAUACACAGCCGUCUCUGAGCCGCGGCGAACAAGUUAAUGGCUUCCGUGUUGUUUAUUUAAUUACGGUGAGACACUCUUCUAAUGUAUCAUCAUUCACGACUAUAUUAAAAACAUCCCAGUAAGAAUAUGUAGCCUGAGAUAAAUUUACAUUGGGUCAUUCCAAAGUACGUUCUGCACGAUGGAUGCUUUUGCAAAUUGGGCUUGACAGCAGCCACACUGCUGCCAGAUAUAAAAAAAAUAAAUAAAAAAAGAAGAAAAUAUUCAAAUUAUUUCGCCUCCAUAGCCGCGGGUGCACUUAACAACUGCACAACUCUUGACGAUAAUACACCAAUUUUCAUGUGUGAAAAAAAAUUCACUUUCCACUUGUACAAUACUGCUACCUAAUGUUAGAAAACUGUAUAGCAUCAUUUAAUCCAUUUUAUAUACACUGUGAAUGAACAAGAAAGAGGUUGUUUUUUUCAGUGUGUUUCACUUUAAGGAACGUGUACAGUAUUUAAUUUAUUUUGUGAGGUAACGAUGGCUUUUAUAUAAUACGUAGGUCAUGCCGUGCAAAGUGUCUGACGACUGUUGACGCCUGAGCGGCGAUAAGGUCUGAGCAUCAUUGUGACCAUUCAUAGUGAAUAUAUGUGUAUUUGAAGCUUUGUUUUUUUUGUAUAAUGUUGAUCUUUUCUAUCACUCAUAAUAAGCUGUCAUGCCAAAAGAAAUGCACUUUUAUAUGUAAAAAAACAAACAAAAAAAACCCCAAAUCAUAUGAUUCCAAUUUACGAGGCUCUGUAUAUUGCAGUUUUGAAUAAUACCGAUGCCUAAUGCUUAUUUUCAAGCAUCUUCUGUGUUAAAGUCACCCCCUUUUUUCAAUGUAGACAAAAAAGUACACGUGUAUAGCAUGAGUAUCCAUGAGUUGAGUGUCUGCCUUCCUGUUUUAGGGACAUUUUGAUGCCUGUAAAAAUGGAGGGAUGAGGUGCCGCAUGCCCAUUCUGAAUGGGUGUAUGAGAGGAUGUUUCAAUAAAGCAACACUCCAACAUGACAGUUUUGCAGGAGGUAUACGAUUACAUUGUGGGCCAGUCACAUUAAUGUCUGUACACUGUAUGUGAUGAUCAAGCUAAUAAAAAAAAGUAUUGUGCUCUUCCA